Molecule: messenger RNA, 3394 nt
Organism: Stegodyphus dumicola
Lineage: Eukaryota; Metazoa; Arthropoda; Arachnida; Araneae; Eresidae
Cellular component (GO): extracellular region
Molecular function (GO): chitin binding
Source: RefSeq, a predicted model, not a curated record
GUCAAAUCUAGCUUUCGUUUAUGUUGAUACCAAAGGAUAGCCUUUCCAGUAGAAAGAGGAAAAUAGUGGCCCUUGAAAAGGUGGUUUCUCUUCUUUUGAAUACCAUCAAGCGAGUUAAACAUGAAACACUUUUUUCAUCUGAAGAUACUUAUAAUAGGUAUUGCACUGAUAACUUCCUGUGAAAAUCAAGAAUUGCUGACGUUAAGUGAACCAUUUAAUCCCCAUUUCGGAUUCUUCCCGGAGCAUCAGGCGGAUGAUUUAAGUGUGGCACUUACUGAACAUCACCCUCUUUUUCUUUACGCUUCUUCUCAGAAUCAGUUCAGUCAUGAUCAUUUUCAAGCACCUCAGAAUCAAUUCAGAGAACACUUUCAACAUAAAGAGCAACCUACAAUACAUUCUUCGAACAAUAAUGCGAGACCGAGAGAAGCAAGACAGCAGUUCUAUGACUCUUCAUUUUUGAAUGAGCAACGUAACGCGAACAACAACAACAGGCAUUCGAAGACCGAUCAUCCGCCACUAACAUAUGGAUUUGUACCGCGCAUACAGAAGUCAACAGCUGAUAGGCAACAAUCCAAUUCUAAUAUUGCAUACAAUACACCACCCGAACAAAGAAAUAAUAACUUCCGAAAUAACCCAAACAAUGAGAGAAAUCAGCAACAAUCCUUUAGAGUUGAAAAUACUCAAGGACAACAUUUCAGACGAAAUAAACAGUUCUCAGAAAAUGCCCGUGCUAUUUUCAGUCACGACCAGCACGAAUCUGCUAACUUAGCAUCGAUAAAAAUCCAGAACGACCAUUCAAAAAUUUCCGGUGCUAAUCCAACCGCCCAGAAUUUUGCCUCAAAUGCUUUCAACCCACAGUUCUCCACAAGUGGAAAACAGCAUGAACUUAGGAAUCAUAAUCUGAAUACGGAAAAUGUUGAAGAAAGCGUGAGGCAACAUACAAUCUACGCCAAUAAUGGAGCCACCGAAAAGAAUAAUAAAGACCACAACAGAGAAAAAAAUCCAGUUUUCCGACCAAACUUCAUUACCAGAUCACAAGUGGACAGAAAUGUAAGAAAUAGAAAUCAAAAUGAGAAUCUGAACUCGUACAAUAACGCUCGAAGAAUUCCCGACCAUAAUAAGCCACAGUUACCAUCGAGAAAAUCACUGCACAACAAUGGCAUCAGAACAGAGAUUCCAGAAGUAAUUCCAGUUUUACACCUCGGUAGUAGCAACAGCAAUACUGCUGGCAACAGCCCUCCUGUUUACAUACGAAACACAGAUGCACCCGAAAGCACUGCUCCGAAUGAUCCUGAAAAGAAAACGUACCUUGUAUUCAAAGCUCCAACGCAAGUGACUACAGAACAACCUCCGUCAUCAUCGAAUAGCAUCAGUGAUCUGGGAAACUUCUUAACAAAUAUUCACACUCCUGAAAUUAAUUACACCACACAGCUUCCUACCCUGCCAGUGUUCCCUCCUCAAAAUGUCGGCAAUGAAGCAAUAAUAUUGGAUUUAGUCCAAAUACCAGACGAGGAAGCUUACACUAAAAAUAAUGACCCAGUUUCUGAAGGUUCUGCAAGUACUGAUCAUCGAAUAUCUGUAAAUAAAGCUCGAAAUAGCCUUGAAGAUAUUUCAGACUUUAAGAACAAUGCUGGCACUACAUCAGCGGAUAUCAAUGACGAUGAGUUUUAUCAUCAUGAUGAACAAUAUACAAAAGCAACAGAAGAUUACCACCAGCUGAACACACAGAGCGUACUGGAUCGUGUAUUCCCAGAGUACAAAAAAGCGUCAAAUGUUUCCUUUCUUCCAAUAUCCUAUUCUUCUUCUAUAUCCGUUGCAGUGGAUCAGGGUACUAAUAAGAAGCCACAAGCAUUAAAGAGUUCAAAGUUAACGUUAAAGAAAGCUUUAUCUCAGAGAAAAAAGCCCAAGCUUCCCGAGAAUCAUGAUUACAUUUACUCAGAUCCAUAUGGACAGCAAAAUAUUCCAGGCAAACCAGGAGCAGAUUAUCCAACUUAUGGUGAAAUUCCAUUCACGAAUUUCGAUUGCAGAACAUUCAAAGCUCCAGGAUUUUAUGCAGACUUAGAAGCUGGAUGUCAAGUCUUUCACAAUUGUGACAUGGAUAUGACAAAACAUAGUUUCAUGUGUCCUAAUGGUACAAUAUUUCAUCAAGAACUACACAUCUGCGAUUGGUGGUAUAAUGUACGAUGCGAUGACUCGCCUGAAUACUUCAGUCUUAACUCUGGCUUAUUUACGAUUGAUCAGCAUCACAAAGACUCUCCGAAGCAGUUCUAAACUCGUCAAAACUUAAAGAUUAGUGACUUAAAUACACUCAGCGAUAUCAACACUCCUUGAGCGAAAAGUGUUUAAAAUGCUUAAAGUGCUUGGAAACUUAUUUUUAAUGAGAAAAUUAUACCAGAUUUCAUCAGUUCAGAAAUUUUAGAUAAUGUAUAUUUGAGCAAACUUUAUGUCUCCACUAAUUUUAGUAUUUUGUUUUAUUUGAGAACUGAUAUUUAGUUUUAAUUAAGUAUGAUAGUUAAAAAAAUGUUAUUUUAAACCAUACCGCUUUAGAGAACUAAAACUUUAAUGAAGAAUUAAGCCCCAUACGAAUAGAGACUUAAUGUUCAUUGCUUAGAAAAAUGCAGAGAAUUUACUAAAAUUGCAUGGUAUUCUAACAACAUUUGCUGCUUUAAUUCAGAAAUAAUUCCCUGAAAACUUGGCCAAGAAUGGAUAUUUUUCAUAUUUGAAUAGACUAGUAAUAAAAUUUAGUUUUAUGCAGCCAAAAAUAGCAAUAAAAAAAGGAGAACAUUUUCCUCUAAUUCUCAACUAAAAAGUAUCACCGGCUUUAUAUCGGAUAAUGUUUCUCAAAGUUUUACAAUUAAUUCUCUUAUGAUUUUUCUAUACAAAAUGGUAGUCAACUGUUAGCUGUAAGAGUCAAAUUAUCUAAAAUAAUUAUUCGAAAAAAUUUCUUAAAUUUACAGGUGAUAAUAAGAUGCAUUAUGAAAUAUACAGUAAUCGGUUUUAUUACUUUAAAAGUUUAAUGUUACGUAAGUAUGAAACUUAUAUAAAAGGUACUUAUAUAAGAGGAAAUUCUAUUUGGAAAUAAAAUAUACACAAACAAUUAUAAUCCCACUGUUUUUUCUGACAAAUAAAUUUCGAAAUUAUGUUUCUUGAAAGGUGCCAUAACUUAAAAUUAAGUAGUAAAAUCAAUAAAAAAAAAACCAUCUCUUUUCUUUAAAAGAAAAAUUUACAAUUGCUAAUGAUUAUUCUUUCGGAUGUAAUAAUAAGUAACUAUAUAUUGUAUUUAUGCUUGUAAUAUGUUUGUUAACAACUUAGUGAUUGGCUGGCCAAUCACUAGGUUCUCUUUUGUAAAUAUGUGUAAUGAAUUUAUAUUCAAUAAAGAACUUUCACUCCUGCA